AUGCUCUCGUGGUCCAAUAGCAGCCCCGUCAAGGACUUGCCCGUCUUCGAGCGCUCCGAGGGAGUGUACCUCUAUGACUCGAAUGGAAAGAGAUACCUCGACUGGACUAGCCAGGCGGUGUGCGUGAACUUGGGGUACACCGUUCCAGAGAGUAUCAAGGACCGUGCUGAGUUCGGCAGCGAGAAGAGUGUGCUGGCCUCCUUGGAAGGCCCCUACGGAGCGCAAGAUCCAGGAGCACAAGGAGAAAGUGGGUACGGCGGGUUGGGCCUGGCGCCGGUGCGUGCGAAGCUCGCAAGGCUGAUGGCCGAGAUUUGCCCCGGCGAUUUGAACGGCUUCCUCUUCCCCAGCGGCGGCGGCGAAGCCAACGAGGCCGCGAUCCGCAUGGCGCGGCUCUACACGGGGAAGCAGAAGAUCUUCACCCAGUAUAGGUCCUACCACGGCGGCAGCACGAGCUCGUUGGGCGCUACGGGCGACUUUCGACGUCGCUUCACCGAGUCCAACACCCACGGCUUCGUGAAGUUCUUCAACCCACAGCCCAGUGGCUUCUCAUGGGGUUCCACGGACCAAAGCGCCACCCGGCGGACCUUGGCCACCUUGGAGGAUCAGAUCUUGGCCGAAGGGCCUGACACCAUUGCGGCCAUCAUGGUCGAGAGCCGCGAGCUCGGAGAAUCGGAGAUGGACUGCUUCGGUGUGGACUGCGGAAGCAGCAUCGUCGGCGCUGGCGGUGUCCUGGUGCCGCCCGAAGGAUACAUCGAGGGAGUCCGGUCCCUCUGCGACAAGUAUGAUAUCUUGAUGAUUUGCGAUGAGGUGAUGGUGGGCUUCGGCCGCACGGGACAUUUCUUCGCCUUCCAACACUUCGAAGGCGUGAUCCCAGAUAUGGUGACCAGUGCCAAAGGCCUCACGGGCUCGUACCUGCCUCUCUCCAUGGUGGGUGUGCGGCAGAAGAUCAAGAACUACUUCUGGGAGAAGCCAGUUGGCUGGGGUGCCACAUAUCAUGCACACCCGGUGGCAGUGGCCUGUGCCUAUGAGACAGUGAAGUACAUGCUCAAGGACUUUUCCUCUGAAAUGCUGCGCAUUUCAUGGGCGACAUCUGGCGAAACGCUCGCCAGCUGGAAAGCCGAUGAGGUUGAGGGCACAGCUGUCAAGUUCCUGAAGCAGCGCUUGGCAGAGCAGAUCGGAGUCAGCAGAUUCCGACAGAGAUGGUUUAGUCAUGACUACACGGAAUUCCAGGAUGAUGACGAGCUAACAUUAGAUCUAGAUGUGCAAGUGAUAGUGCUGGAUUUCAUGACGCCCUUACCUGAAGAUCGCAUGCAGCUAGCUUUGGCCUGUGCUGCGAAUGGUUCCCUGGUCCUGGAAGCCUUGCUCCGAGAUCGAUGCCUGCCUCCAGACGCUGCCGACGAGUGCGGGCAGACGGCACUGCAAGUUGCAGCUUCCAAGGGGCAUUUGGAUUGUAUGAGUUUGCUUCUGGAAGCAGGCGCGGAUCAGAAUAAGCAGGACUCCCUAGGGCAAACAGCGUUGCAUCUGGCAUCAGAGGCAGGACGGCAAGAAGCUGUCCAACUUUUACUUGAGAAUGGAGCUGAAUCCGAACUUGUGGCCGGAUAUGACGAGGAGACGCCUUUGCAUUUGGCAGCUCUUGCAGGCUGUACUGAGGUGGUGAGACUGUUGCUUGAGCAUGGAGCGGAUAGAGACUGUGUCACCAUCAAUGGUGAAGCUGCCUUGCAUUUAGCGGCCAAGGCAUCUGAGGUGGAGGUUGUUCGGCUGUUGCUUGAGGAUGGGGAUGACAAGGACAAGGCCCAAUCUCUUUCCGGCGCAACUGCUUUGCAUUUGGCCGCUGGUUAUGGCAGCGCUGAAGUUGUGGAGCUGCUACUGGAAGCGAAAGCUGACCAGGACAAGACAGCAUUAUGUGGGAAGACAGCCUUGCACGAGGCAGCCGAGGUUGGUCAGCUGAAAGUUGUAAGACUGUUGCUUCAGGCUGCUGUUGACAUGAACAAAGUUACAAGAUCCGGAACGACUGCUUUGCAAUUGGCAUUGGUCUUUGGUCAUCAAGAAGUCGCGGAGCUUUUGCAGACCCACGCGGAGCUUGAGUCACUGGGGGCGGAGUGGAAGACCAGCGGAGUCGUUCCCCAAUAAAACGACCGAUUCGCGCCGCGGGCGGUGGUGGAGCGGCCUGGGCUCCAGUCGUAGCUUCGUUUCGUUUCGAAGGGACUGGGCUGGGUGGACUACAGGAGGGUUCCAAUAGCUUUU
Molecule: messenger RNA, 2244 nt
Organism: Durusdinium trenchii
Lineage: Eukaryota; Dinophyceae; Suessiales; Symbiodiniaceae
Source: the annotation of a GenBank genome assembly